AUGCCUUUCACCGGAAUCGUAUCUGAUCUGUGGAAAACAUCAACUGCACUGGCGGAUAUUCGUCUCAGCGGCCUUGUACCUGACAUCCACGGGAAUGCUGAACAUACGAUAGCAGCUCUCGCAAAUCUGGCCGCUGCGAAUCCCAGCCACCAGACUCCAUAUCUGUCCGUCAUUCUUCCAUUGACACGUGAGCUGCAAGCUGCAAACCCGCACGACAAAAUCUUCUCAGUCCUUGGCAUGGCCGACCGAACAAACAUGCCCCCACUCCACUUGUCAUACAGCCUCCCUGUAUCUGAGGUGUACGCGCGAACGGCAAAAGCUAUGAUAGCCCAAGAACAGGGCCUCUCGGUCCUGUCUAGCGUUCGCGGGCCAGACCGGCAGGAUCGGAACUUGCCUUCCUGGGUACCUGAUUGGAAUCUUUCCCGGCCUGCUGCUUAUUUUCACGGAUACGACUGGCCCAACAUAACUCACCUGUACGACAUCAAUGAAGGCGCAAGCUUCCCGAAUGACAUCCCAGAUGAUCUUGGACCCGAAACCCACAUCCUGAAGCUGAGAGGUGCGAGGCUAGAUGUCAUAGCACACGUGUGUGACGGGAAAAGGCUUCUACUGGAGACUGCCACAUUGAAAGGAAAGACACACAAAAUAGCUGCCCGGUCCGCCAAUGGUGAAAUGAACCUGUUGCGGAAGGAACUUGAUAAGAUCCCCUUGAAACUCGGAUUUUCGCCCUUGGACACAUACAAGCAGACCCAAGAAGAAAUUAUCCAAGCUCUCGUGAGAACGCUUACUGCCGACCGAGGCGGAAUUGGGGGGGAAGGAGGGGGCAAAUGGUUCACUGACUCCAGGAAUUCCAGGCUCGUGGGCCUUAGUAUGAGGAUGCAGGUUCCUCUCGGGAGUCGUUGGCUCUGGGCCAUAAACGGGAACGAACCAAACCCUGACGUAACUCAGCAGAUGAGCGUAUUAACCAUUGCCAUGUGGACCUUCAUGGCGGGGAGGAAAAUAUUUAGAACACGCCGUGGGCUGAUUGGGAUCUCAGCUGAAGGCACCAAGACUAGAGACGAGGUGUGGGAUAUAAUUGGCGGGCAGGUCCCGUUUGUGCUGAGGUCGAAGAAGACGAGGAUCCGGGAGAAUCCAGGCACAGCAAGGACAGCAAGCUUACAAGUAGUCGGCGAAGCGUACGUUCAUGGGGUUAUGAAGGGUGAGCUUUGGAAGAGAGCGAAGGAGGAGGAGGGCAGCACGAAUUCUGAUGCUUUACACGGCGCUGCUCUUGAAUUUGUAGACCUGGAACUAAUUUGA
This is a messenger RNA of Clonostachys solani, 1293 nucleotides long. The record is from the annotation of a GenBank genome assembly. NCBI's taxonomy places the organism in Eukaryota, Fungi, Ascomycota, Sordariomycetes, Hypocreales, Bionectriaceae.